UCUCACGGCUAACGUACAAAGCACACUUUCAUAACUGCAGCUAAAAGAAGAACAUUUUAUACUUUCUCACUACUCAACCAAGCUGAAGUUUCUACCAUACCAAAACUACUCGUUAAAACCUUCUACAUUUGAAAAUGGAAGGCAGUAGGACCCUGAUAGCUUUUUUUUUUUUUUUUAACUUGACCACAAGUAGCUGUCAGUAACAACUUCCGCUUAAGACUUUUACAUUUUUUUUUUCUAUCGUGAGAUGCUAGGAAACCACACGGUACGCCUGUGCUUGGUGGUCUUGUUAACCAUUAUGUCUACAUAAUAUGGCCAUUUUCAUUGCUGGCCUCUUAAGAUGGAUCAGAGAGAGGUACUACUCCGUUAUAUUCAAGGAUUUCAGAAAAAAAAAGAGAAGCCAGAUGAUUUUGCUAGUGAUUUCAUGAAUCUAAAGAGACAGUCUGCAAAGCAUAAGACAGAUCACAAUUAUUCUACCAAGACUGCAGAACAACCUGAGAACUUCAAGAAAAACCGAUAUAAAGACAUACUUCCAUUUGACCACAGCCGAGUGGAACUAUCACUGAUAACGUCAGAUGAAGAUUCGGAUUACAUCAAUGCCAAUUUUAUCAAGGGAGUGUAUUACCCUAAAGCAUACAUUGCCACUCAAGGUCCCUUGCCGGGUACUGUAAUUGACUUCUGGAGGAUGAUCUGGGAAUAUAAGGUUGAGGUAAUAGUCAUGGCUUGUAUGGAAUUUGAAAUGGGGAAGAAAAAGUGUGAACGGUACUGGGUAGAGGUGGGAUCUGAAAUGUUAAAGUUUGGACCAUUCUCCAUUCAAUGUAGUGACGACAAGAAAAAGACAGACUACGUCAUCAGGACUCUAUUAGUCACAUUCCAAAAAGAAAUAAGAAUAGUUUACCAGUUUCAUUAUAAGAAUUGGCCCGAUCAUGAUGUACCCUCUUCUGUUGAACACAUUCUGGAUUUGAUGACUGAAAUACGACUCAUUCAGCAAGAUGACAGUCCCCCAAUAUGUAUCCACUGCAGUGCUGGGUGUGGAAGGACCGGAGUUCUUUGUGCAAUAGAUUAUAUCUGGAGACUUCUAAAAGAUAAGAUUAUACCAAUGAACUUUAGUAUAUAUGGCAUCAUACAUGAAAUGAGAACUCAGAGAUCUUCAUUGGUCCAGACUAAGGAACAAUAUGAGCUUGUCUACAAUGCAGUGAUCCAACUAUUCAAGAAAGAACUUGAGAGGCUAGAUGAUGCACACAUCUAUGCACAGCAAGAAGUACAGAGAGCUCAUCUUCCAAAUUCAUCGCAGACUGUUCCCUCAAAUAAUAGAACGAACCCUUCGUACAUUUUUGCAGAAAAGGAGAGAGUUUCACAGCCUUUUUGUAACGAUGCAGUACAAGAAGACAUUUUCCAAUUUACUUCAGAAUUCUCCAACCCAAUAAUACAAUCUAACAAUGGAUUAGAAACUGUAUCACCAUCAAGUAAUGAGACUUGCAGAACCAUCAACCAGCCAUCUAAUUCAGUGAGGUUAUUGGAUGAUGGACCUCAUCCUUUGCCAAGGAUUGGAUCAUGCAAGCAACAAAUAACACAUUCUAGACCAAUCACCUCUAACGAACUCCAGCCAAAGUCAAAAGCUGAAGAUAGAAAAAGAUACAGCAGUCAUAUACCAUUACUAAGAACAAAAUCUACACCAUUUGAGCUAAUGCAACACAGACAUUCUCUAACACCACAACAAGCCACUGAAAUGUCAUAUGUGGACAGUGAUUUAUCUAAAAAUGCAAUGAGUCAUUUCAGUGAGAACAGUCAUCUUUGGCAAAACAGUGGUCCAGCCAUCACUGGCUCUCUUGGUAAUAUCUCUACUGUCCCCUAUAGUCAAGCUUAUGUCCGUUUAACUGAAGAUCCAUAUUUCUCCCCAUCCCCUUCUUCUGAUCUUGGUUCACCAAAAUUUGCAGGUUUCUGUGCAGAAGCCACAUACCACGAUGCAACAAAACAGCCGCUUGAUAAUAAACUAAGCAAAGAAUUGCCACCAUUAUGUUCCCCCACGAUAAUCAUAAAUUCCGGCCAAGAGAUGGGAUCUGGAUUGGAAUUAUCUGCCACAACUUGCAAAGAAAGGUCUUCAAACACUGAUGAAGAGGGCCCUCCUCCUUUGCCUAAACGCACACCAGAAUCCUUUAUUGUAACUAAUGAACCCGCUUUAGAAUUGCCACUGGUGAUACCUCCCAAACCUGAACUUCUCUCAAGUGGGAAAAUCGGAACUUCGUUGGAAUGGGGAGGUGUGUCCCAGAAUAAAGUUGAUGACUUUAAACAAAUGAUGCGCAGCAAGAGUGUGAAAGUCAGGAGUAUCAGAAUGGAAAAAACAUGUGAUAAAUCCCCUUCUCCACCUCCAAUUCCUGAAAGAACUGAAGAAUCUUUCAUCAUUGCUAGUGAAGCUUCUGUUACAGAAAAAACAUGUGAUAAAUCCCCUUCUCCACCUCCAAUUCCUGAAAGAACUGAAGAAUCUUUCAUCAUUGCUAGUGAAGCUUCUGAACUGCAGAGUUGUAUCUCAGCAACACCCAGUCCUUCCCCUGCCAUGGAUACAGAAUCCAGUGAAUUGCUGGCACCACCAGAACCUGAAAAACAGUUCACUAGAAAAAAGAGCCUAAGACUUUUACGAAAUGCUAAAACAAAUACGUGCACAUCUGCAAAAUCAUCAGAAGCUCCUCAAGCCAGCAAAAUGCUUUCUUUUCUCCAUUUUGGUUUUGGGAAAAGAUUUGCAAAACCGAAAGGUCCCAGAAACCCUCCGGCAACAUGGAAUUUAUAAUAAGUUUGGUAUCGCAAAUCAAAAGAGUACUGUACAACUUUCUUAACAAACCCAUAGGUUCUGCUGUAUUCGGA
Pelobates fuscus (common spadefoot toad) is the source of this 2859-nucleotide messenger RNA. RefSeq names its product tyrosine-protein phosphatase non-receptor type 22-like. Bases 341 to 2785 code for a protein of 814 amino acids. Gene Ontology annotation, biological process: peptidyl-tyrosine dephosphorylation. The transcript has 22 exons. The record is from RefSeq and is a predicted model, not a curated record. Gene Ontology annotation, molecular function: non-membrane spanning protein tyrosine phosphatase activity. Lineage: Eukaryota; Metazoa; Chordata; Amphibia; Anura; Pelobatidae. Gene Ontology annotation, cellular component: cytoplasm; nucleus.